CAGUCCAAUGGGAAAAGACACUGCUGGAGUGAUUUCAUUCACUGUUUUGUGGUGAUCUCUGUCUGAGGGAGCAGCAUGGAGCCUCCACAGUCACAGGGAGAGGACUCAGCCGCUCCCAAAGCCCAGCUCUCUGCAGCGAUGCGGGCGAAGAUCGAGCGGAACCGGCAGCGGGCGUUGAUGCUCCGACAAGCCCGACUGGCGAGCCGCUCUCUGUCCGCUAUCGAGGGCGCAACGUCGGCCAAAGUCUCCAAGACCAUCGACUCCGGUGCGGGUUUCUUCAUCGAGGAGGACGAGGACGGAGAGGAGGAGCAGAGGAUCAAGAGGGUUGUGCACCAGCCAGCUCCGGUGAUCGAGCCAGACUACCUGGUGUGUGAAGACUGUCAAAAACCCUUCAUGGACUCGUUCCUCAGCAACAGCUUUGACCUGCCUGUGUGUGAUAAAUGCAGAGACAAUGACGAGAAGCAUAAGCUGAUCUCCAGAACGGAGGCCAAACAGCAGUACCUGCUGAAGGACUGUGACCUGGACAAGAGAGAGCCUCCGCUCAGGUUCAUACUGAAGAAGAACCCUCAUAACCCACGCUGGGGAGACAUGAAACUCUACCUCAAACUACAGGUGGUGAAGAGAUGUAUGGAGGUGUGGGGUUCAGAGGAGGCCCUGGAGGAGGCCAAAGAGACCAGGGAAGAGAACAAAGAGGUGCAGAAACAGAAACGCUUCAACAAGAAGGUCAAAGAGCUGCGCAGGGCGGUGAGGAGCAGCAUGUGGACCAAAGACACCAGCGUUCACCAGCAUCAGUACGGACCAGAGGAGGUGGUGGAUCCAGAGGAGGACCUCUACAAGAAAACCUGCACCACCUGCGGACAUGAACUCACCUACGAGAAGAUGUAGAUACACACACACACACACACACGCACGCACACACGCACACACUGACAGGUACAGGUUCAGUCUGAGGAGAAAUUUGGUGCUUCUGUGGGGAACCACGCCUCUCAAAAACCUUUCAGCUGUAUUCUUUUUAUGUCUGUUUUUCUACGGGUAUUUGUUAACAAAACACUCCAUCUCGAUCACGAACAAGGGGCCAAAAUCAGUCCUGUGGGACACACACAGGCUGUUAUUGGUCCGUAUUAAUUUCUAUUUAAAACAACAGUUACUGACCUCAGCUUGAACUUGGUAUAUUUUUAGCAGAUUGUCUUUCCAGUCCGCUGCCUCAUGCUGCACUUCCUGUUUUUUGUCAUGCAUAGAGAUUCCCUCUAGCAGUGGGCAAAUAAAGGAAGGCACGAUACUGAAACUUGAAUAUACCGUCUUGCGUAAAAAAAAAAAAAGAAUUGUAGUUGCUGCUUUAUGACUGAAACCAGAAUGACCAGCGAGAAUAAAAACUGCUUCCAUGGACAAAAACGUGAAUUUAGAGAAGGAGGGUCUAUUUUUAGGACAAAAUAUGUUAACUACACUCCCUCUCAGCUUUGUGGCAACAGGUCAAAUUUGUUAUUGUUGCUUAAUGCAGAUGCAUUCUGGUGAUAGAUUUAAAACAUUUUGUUAUUGGGGAUGUCCUCCUUGCUCAAUUUCCUCUCACUGUUCACUUCAUGACAUCACUUUCCAAUUAUAAUUGAAGACAUUGGUCUUUCAUCUAUUCUUGGACAAAGAUGCACUCGUGCGUAGACCUCAGUCCGCUCUGAAGUUGCUGGAAAAUUAUUCAGACGUGAGAUAUCUGCUGAGAAAUACUGGACUCUGUGGACUCAUGUUUCAUACUUCAGCAUCAGCUGUAAAGAGACAGGCUGUCACCAUCCAGAUACUACCAAACACUGCAUAAAAUACUGGACUUGGCCACUUUGACGUCACCCAUUGGUUUGUGGACUACCGUUGUGAAGCCUCAAGUUUGGCAUUUUGGCCAUCACCAUCUUGUGUUUUUUUUGUUUUUUGGAGACACAAAGGACUGUAUUUGGACGAGAGGCUGGAGCAGUGGAGGAGUGAGAUCUGUGUGAGAGCCAGAGGACACUAUGCACGCCUGAUUUGUCAUUCACAAGGAAGCCAAGCAUCAAAGCAAACCUUCAUGCAUCGCCCGUUUCAUUCUAAAUGGGGCUAUAAUUUACAAAAUGAACAUCAUGCUGUACUGAAGAAGACUUAAAACCGGUGAUUUAGACCAUAAAACUCAUGAGUAAAAUGUUUACUGAAGCAAUAAGUUAAGUGACAAGUGAGAUAAUCCUCUCAUUGACGUCUGUACAGCUGGAGCUCUUGUUUUUUGGACUUCUGGUGGAGUCGCCCCCUGCUGGCCUUUAGAUAGAAUGCAGGUUUACGCACCUCUGCAUUGACUUUACUUAUCAAACCCAGAGAUGACCAAUAAAUUACUUCUAAUACUACAGUGACAUUAAAAAUGUGAA
Molecule: messenger RNA, 2372 nt
Organism: Plectropomus leopardus (leopard coralgrouper)
Lineage: Eukaryota; Metazoa; Chordata; Actinopteri; Perciformes; Serranidae
Gene: xpa
Product: xeroderma pigmentosum, complementation group A
Biological process (GO): nucleotide-excision repair involved in interstrand cross-link repair; nucleotide-excision repair, DNA damage recognition; base-excision repair
Cellular component (GO): nucleotide-excision repair factor 1 complex
Molecular function (GO): damaged DNA binding
Source: RefSeq, a predicted model, not a curated record